Candida dubliniensis CD36 is the source of this 1662-nucleotide messenger RNA. RefSeq lists its product as uncharacterized. The coding region runs from base 1 to 1662 and encodes 553 amino acids. Lineage: Eukaryota; Fungi; Ascomycota; Pichiomycetes; Serinales; Debaryomycetaceae. The transcript has a single exon. The record is from RefSeq and is a predicted model, not a curated record. Gene Ontology annotation, molecular function: nucleic acid binding.
AUGGUAAAUUUUCUUUUCUUUUUAAGCAAUAUGUUUGCAAAUCAAGAAACAAGAGAACAACCACCACAGCCGCCUGCAGCACCAGGACCAGAACCAGCCCCAGGACCACUGGCAUCUGUAGCAGCAGCAGAACCAUCUCCACCACCACAAGAUGAAGAUGAUGCUCAUGAAUAUCGUAUUAAAUUAGCUUUGAAUGAUUUAAACACUGGGAAAUUGUCAAAUAUUAAUGACGCAAUCUGUAAAUAUAAUGUCAGCUAUGAAGCAUUGAAUUCCCGAUUAAAUGGUGAGGUACUCCAAAACAAAGCCUCUGCAAGUGGACGAGUGUUUUCCCAGUAUCAAGAAGAUCAUAUAGUUAACUGGAUAUUAGAAUCGUAUCAUGCUGGUUAUCCACGAAGUAAAAAUGAUGUUAGGGAAUAUGUUGAAAUAUUUUUAUCAUUAUCAAAGCAACGGAAAGAAAAUAAUCAAGAACUGCCGAGAGGAUUCGAUUAUUCAUGGAUUAAACGUUUGCAAGAAAGACAUCCUAAUUUACCAAUUGUUGAUAAAGGAAAAAGUUCCAUUCAAAAAAUCAUUGGACCAACAAUUCCACUGGUUGGGAAAUUUAUUCAAGAAUUUAAUAAUAAUGUAUCUCAAUAUCAAAUUCCUCAAGGAAAUAUAUUCAAUUAUGAUGAAACCAUUUAUAGUUUAGAUAAUAAUCCUAUUGAAUAUUCAAUUUCAAAUCUAGUCAUGAGUGGAUAUAAGAAUAAAGCUAAUAUUCCAACUCCACCUACUAUUGAAGAUUUACCGCCUAAUAAAUGUACAAUUAUUGAAUGUACUAGUGCUACUGGUGAAGUCAUGCAUCCAGGAUUCAUUUUCAAUAAAAAUCAUUUGGAGAUUGAUUGUGGUUGGAUUUAUGAUGAUAGGCCCAAAUGGAUAUAUGCUUUAUCACUGGAUGGCCAUUCAAAAGGUAUAUUAUUUAUUCAAUGGUUACUUAAUAUUUUCAUCCCUUAUCUAAAAAGCAAAUACAUCAAUGGAAAAUGUAUACUUUUGAUGCAUGAACAGGAAUGGUUUAAAGAAAUUGCUAAUCAAGUAGAACAAAUUUGUUAUCAACAUGGUAUUAUUCUAAUAUUUUUACCAAUUUAUUCCCAUCAUAUUAUACCAGUAUUCAAGAUUAGCUCCACCAACGGCAGCAUAAGACUUGACCACACAAAAUUAACAAGAUUAAAUAAUCGUUAUUUCGGUAAUAAUGUGAUCAUUAAUAAGAACAGCCCUCCAACUGCAACUGAUACUAUUUCAAUGCAUCAAAAAUUCUUUGUUCAUAAAUAUUGGCAAGCUAGAGCAAUUAAUUUAACUAGAAAUAAUAUUGUUUAUAAUUGGGAAACCUCGGGAUUUUAUCCCAUAAAUCCUAUUGAAUUAUUGAAUCCAUCUGAAUAUAUAUAUGAACAAAUUAAUAAAGAUCUGAUUGAAUAUAAUCAAAGAAUUACUGAAAUACAAAAACAAGUACAAAAACUAGAGGAAAAGCAUGAACCGCCAAUGACGAAAUGGAGUAAGUCCCAACUUUUAGAAUAUAUUCAAGAUAGAAAAUAUAAAGAAAAACUUAUUCAUGAAAAUUGGGUAACUUUUACUGGUCUGACAUAUUAUAAAUUAAUACAUCUUGAUGAUUAUAAAAACAAUUUAUACCAUUGA